Messenger RNA from Annulohypoxylon maeteangense, 1119 nucleotides. RefSeq names its product ThrRS/AlaRS common domain-containing protein. Gene Ontology annotation, biological process: alanyl-tRNA aminoacylation; regulation of translational fidelity. NCBI's taxonomy places the organism in Eukaryota, Fungi, Ascomycota, Sordariomycetes, Xylariales, Hypoxylaceae. Gene Ontology annotation, molecular function: Ser-tRNA(Ala) deacylase activity; alanine-tRNA ligase activity; ATP binding. The record is from RefSeq and is a predicted model, not a curated record. The transcript has a single exon. Bases 167 to 976 code for a protein of 269 amino acids.
CGCGAGACUGUCAGGAUUGACAAGCCUAAAAGGAUCUCAAUCCCGAGUUUGACAACAAGAAGAUCUUGGGUUAUUUCAUAUCGAUGGCCUCUUAAAUCCCGUGAAGGUCGCUGUAGUCGGUUCCAACGCAUUCAUUCCAGCUAUUGCCUUUGCGGAAGUCUACAACAUGCAGCGCACUUAUCUCACGUUUCAGCACAACGCUAAGCUUCACGCUUUGCAGGCUGUAGUCACCGCGGUCCGAUCAGUAGCUGCACUCGAAGAGGCCAACAGAGGACUUUUCAAGCAAGCCAAAGAAGACGACCAUGUUGUAGUUACGGAUCAAACUAUAUUUCACCCCCAAGGCGGUGGCCAACCUUCUGAUGUUGGUAUGAUGAAAAACGAAAAUGGAGCGAGAUUCGACGUGUCUAUGGUGCGUAUGAGUGCUAUAAACGACGGCGAAGUACUGCAUUUCGGCAGUUUUGCGGAAGCCUCAUCCAUUUUUAAACCUGGUGACUCAAUUACCCAAACCAUCGAUAGCGAGAAGCGCAACCUAUAUUCCCGUUAUCAUACUGCUGGACAUGUCCUUGGGGCAGCUGUUCGCCAUCUGGUUGAGAAGGAGAUAAACGGGUUCGAUGAAUUGAAGGCAUCGCAUUUCCCAGAUUCUGCCGCUUGUGAAUUUCAAGGUCUCAUUGAGGGAAAGUGGAAGGACGUCAUACAAACGCGCGUGGACGAAUACAUCGCCAAGGACAUGCCAGUUGAAAUUGAUUGGUGGGAUGAGAAUGAUUUUAAGGCCAACGGCCUUGAACGGCUAAUACCUGAUCGCGCGGCAAUGGGUAUGACGGAUGAAGAGAAAUUCCGCGUCGUGAAAAUUAUCGGCGCCGAAUCCUACCCUUGCGGCGGAACGCAUGUCGAUAGUACGGAAUUAUGUGGUAAAACUAAUGUUAAGAAGAUUAGUCGAGCGAAGGGGGUGAGCCGGGUGAGCUAUAUGCUACCUUAACACCACAUACAUUAAGCGGGCAACGACAGGAGCUAAAUAUGCGGAACGCCAACGCCAUCACUAAAUCUGCCUUUCUCUCAACACGAGUCUCGUUCCGAUACGGAAAUGGAGUAGCAAGCCUCUUAGCGUUCAGCGGCAGACAU